Molecule: messenger RNA, 1287 nt
Organism: Astyanax mexicanus (Mexican tetra)
Lineage: Eukaryota; Metazoa; Chordata; Actinopteri; Characiformes; Acestrorhamphidae
Gene: ankrd9
Product: ankyrin repeat domain 9
Exons: 1
Coding region: 250-1119 (289 amino acids)
Molecular function (GO): protein binding
Source: RefSeq, a predicted model, not a curated record
GAGAAGUGGAGCAGCUGUGAUCGCGAGACAGAAAGAAAGAGAGAGACCAAUCCAAUCCAGCCAAAUCGGACAGACAGAUAAAGGGAAAGACAGACAGAUAGAACUGAUGCUGAUUAUCCAACAUCAAAGUCAAACACAUCAAAGUCCUUAUUAGAGUGUGGGAAAACUUAAUCCUCCCAAAAUAACAGACAUCAAAGACACAUCAAAGAGAGCCUAGCCCCCCGUGUUGUGGGUUUAGACGCCGUGACAAUGCCGCUGGAAGUGGCGUGGCGCGCGCGCGACGACUACAAGUCCGAGUCUCAGUGCCAGCGCAGCUCCUUCGCCUUCUACCGCGCCGUGCGCGAGCUGCUGCCCGUCUGGCUGCUGGAGGAGAUGCGCGCCACCGAGGCGCUGCACUGGGAGGAGGACGGGCGGGCGCGCGCCUUCUCGCCCUCUGAGGCGUUGCUCUACGCGCUCGUGCACGACCACCAGGAGUACGCGCGCCACCUCUUGCGCCGGUACCAGGCGCGCGCUCUCGAUGCGCCGAGCCCGAGUUUCCGCUGCUGCGCGUGCACGGACGCCGCCGCGCCGCACCUGGCGCUCGCCGUGCGGCACGAGCGCGGUGCCAUCCUCGGCAUGAUUCUGGAGGCGGCGGCGGCGGAGGAGAACGAGCAACAGCGGCGCGCCUUCCUGGACGCACGCGGGUGCACGCACUCCGGCGGCAAGAGCGCCAUGCACGUGGCGAGCGAGCUGGCGCGCGCGGACUGUCUGCUCGCGCUGCUGGCGAACGGCGCGAGCCCCUACGUAACGGACAGCGCGGGGGACACGCCGCUGGACCGUCUGCUGGAAGAGAUGGAGCGCGCCGGGGACGCGGACAGCGGCGGGGACGCUCGCGCGCGCCGCGCGUGCCUUGACUACUUUCUGCUGUUUGCUCCUGUGCUGCGUUACCGCAGGGCGCAAGAGCUGCGCGAGGACGCCUCGCGGUGGACGCGCCUGCUCGGUGAGCGCGCGUACCGCUGGUUGGCCGGGCGCGCGCCACUUUCGCUGUUUGUGCUGUGCACGCGCACGCUGCUAUCCACGCGCGCCGAGCUGCUGGACUCGCUGCCACGCUUUCUCAGACCCCCGCAGCUGAGACUGUAGGAGUGAGGGUGUCAGUGAGGACACUAUGGUGGCUGUAUAUAUGUAAAUAGCUGUGAUGUUUGUAUAGUGAUGUGUAAAUAUAUAGUAAUAUAAUACUGCAUUGAUGUAAUGAUAAGAGUGAAUGUCACUGUGAAAAUAUUAAAAUGUUUAUUUUUCCAAAAAAUCAAA